UUUUAAUUACUUCACGUAUUGACGCGUUUACCACGAAACGUUUCCAAAGAGUAUUUUCCGUCACUCGCCAGGCAAUAGAGCUUGUGGCAUUUAGUAACGGCGACAUGUACUACCAGAGAGUAGAAAGUCAUGACGUGGAAGUUGGAAAACAAAAUGAAAUAGUUGUCAGCAGUAUUGCUAACCAAGCUCUUGCCAGAAUGGAGAAAUUGAGGGGAAGAAGAAUCAACUGGGAAUCUUAUUACACGACGGGUAUGAUUGAUGAAGAGGAGUACCAUUUUAUUCAAGAAUACUCUACAAGACCUUCAGACGGAAGGAAUUCAAUUAUUAUUAAUCAGCCAUCUCAGUGUGUGAGAACGUUUCUCAACGUUCCUCAAAAGAUCCGCACGGAUGACACAGUGCAGUUUGUGUUGACCUUGCUGUACGAUCUGCUUAUGGAAGACAAAGAAAGAGUGGCAAUAUUCCACAAAUAUGCAGAAGAUAAUGAAGUGCCAGUCUAUCAGUCUUUGCAGAGCCUGUUGGAGCGACCAAGUCCCUUCACGUACAGUGUGGCCAGUCAUACAAUGGCAGUGCUACUGAGCACCAGCUCCAAACCAAUGGCAGAUGAUGAUUUGAAAUAUUAUCUGAACUUUAUCAGAGAACAGCUCAAAAACCCAAAUGCUGAGUAUCUUCACAGCAUCAUUGCUUCUUUGCAACUUCUUCUACGAGUCAAUCAUUACAGAGUUUCUUUUCUCAAUCAUCACUGUGUUGAAGGUCUCAUAAAACUUCUUGGAACUCCUCGUCUCAAUUUCCAACUUCAAUAUCAGCUCAUCUUCUGUAUCUGGCUGCUGGCAUUUAAUCCACAGAUUGCUGGCAUUCUAAACAAGUAUGGUGUCAUCGUGCUACUUGCUGAUAUUCUCAGACAGUCGAUUAAGAUUAAAGUUCAACGAAUUACAGUUGCAGCACUCAGGAAUUUGGCUGAGAAGCCGGAGAAUCCAACCGAGAACUGUCAAGUCAUGAUUCAGCAGAGAGUUCCUCAGAUGUUACGUGUCCUGGUUGGAAAAAACUGGGAGGAUGAAGAAAUAGAGGGAGACAUAGAAUUCCUACAGGAGACUCUCACCAACAGUUUGCAAGACCUCAGUUCGUUUGAUGAGUAUGUGACUGAGAUCAGAUCUGGUCGUCUUGAGUGGUCUCCAGCCCAUAAAUCAGACAAGUUUUGGCGAGAGAAUGUUAUGAAGUUCAAUGAACGCAGUCAUGAGCUCCUUAAGCAGCUUGCUCAGCUGCUGGAGGCUCGCGAUGCUCCUACCUUAGCAAUUACAGUUCAUGAUUUUGGUCAAUAUGUUCGUUUCUAUCCAAGAGGAAAAGAUUACAUUGAAAGCGAAGGAGUGAAACAGCGUAUCAUGCACUUGUUGCAACAUGAGGACUCAAGUGUGAAGUAUGAAGCAUUAGUUGCUGUGCAGAAAAUGAUGGUUCAAAACUGGGAAUAUCUUGGCAAGCAACUCCAAGCUGCAUAGACAAAAAGGACAUCACUUUUUGUUAUUUGUUUGUUUUGUAGUCAUGUUGCUCAAACCAUACUGGUCACUAGUACAAUUCCCUAUGAACAACAAUCUAGUAACAAAUAUCUUAACACAUAUUCAUUGCUACAUAGAAUGGUACGUAGGUGGAUAUCCAGGAUUCAUAUGUGCCAUGCCA
Messenger RNA from Corticium candelabrum, 1668 nucleotides. RefSeq names its product V-type proton ATPase subunit H-like. Gene Ontology annotation, cellular component: vacuolar proton-transporting V-type ATPase, V1 domain; lysosomal membrane. Bases 105 to 1490 code for a protein of 461 amino acids. The transcript is spliced from 14 exons. Gene Ontology annotation, biological process: proton transmembrane transport. Gene Ontology annotation, molecular function: proton-transporting ATPase activity, rotational mechanism. The record is from RefSeq and is a predicted model, not a curated record. Lineage: Eukaryota; Metazoa; Porifera; Homoscleromorpha; Homosclerophorida; Plakinidae.